Messenger RNA from Alternaria postmessia, 1755 nucleotides. RefSeq lists its product as uncharacterized. NCBI's taxonomy places the organism in Eukaryota, Fungi, Ascomycota, Dothideomycetes, Pleosporales, Pleosporaceae. The coding region runs from base 1 to 1755 and encodes 584 amino acids. The record is from RefSeq and is a predicted model, not a curated record. The transcript has a single exon.
AUGCAGAUCCCGAAGCAAAUCUCCAGUCCGGCAGACCCAAAAGAGCCUUCCUUCCUUAACCUUCCGGCCGAGAUUCGCAACCAGAUUUAUGAGCUCUUGUUCACGCGCGAAGAGCCUGUCUUGCUCCACAAUGCCAAAGCAUAUCACGCUAUUCCACCACAGAGAAUCCCUGAUUCCAGCUGGCCCGUUACAGUAGAGGCUUUUGAUGAAGCGUACGAGAACGAGAUUUGUCAGGGUCAAAUCUUCGUCCAUGAUUUCCAGACAGUCACUCCCGCUCUCCUCCUAUGUCGACAGGUAUACGCUGAAGCAGCCGGAUACCUAUACGGCAACAAUACUUUUAUGUUCUCGCGCCCGCUUUAUUGCCACGAUUCUCGCGGCUACGAUGAAGAAGAUGCAGAAUAUGACGACGACUCGUACUUCGUAACAAAUUAUGUGGCCCAGUGGCUGCAGAAUCUGGGCUCUCAACUCAAAUUUCUGAAGGAGGUCCGCAUAGAUGCCGGUGCUUUAUGUCCCGAACGGUGCUACAGAGCACUAGGAGAUGUCUCUAUUCUGAAGCUUGUAAGGCUAUUAUGGGAGCAUCCCUAUCUUGCAGAUGUAGUCGCAUUCACCCAGAGAGAACCAACAGAGCGCGAGAAGGAUGAUUGCAGUGAGUACAAUCAUUUUGAAGAAGAGGACGACAUGGACCGCGCGGGACAUUUACAAAGGAUUUUGAUCGCAAUCAGUACUCAAGACGUCUUGGACUUGAAGCGCUACGCUUUCAAGGGACUGCUUGUCGACAAUAUCGUCCUCUACUCGUCUUUGCUGUAUGGCGGGGUUACUGGACCAAAUUUGAUCCGACAUUUCAGUGCUCUGGAACAAGAAGCUGUGAAAUGGGUAGAGUUCGGAAGUUCUCGCGACUAUCUCGGAAGGUUGCCAACGCUCUUGCAGAGCAAGAUCCUCAGGCUGGUCACAUUUUCAGCUGACCAGAUUGUACUCGAUCUUGACUCGCGCUCAAUACGAGGCCUCAACCCGAUAGGUUUUCAUCUGAGUCGGAAGCUCAGGGAUGCUGUUACAUUCAAUUCAAUACCCUAUGAUACAAGCAUUGUUGUCAGGAAGAGUAUCAGCACUACGACCUCGGAUUCCAAGAACUUUGCCGUUGUCGCCUCGGAGCUGGUUAGUCCAACCGGAAGGAACAGUGGAUACUCGAUAUUCUGGGGGUCUUUCCAAGAAAUUUUCAGCAGCCAUCCAUCUAUAGUCAUCGUCCUCGACUUCGAUAUCGCAACAGCCACCUCCCUGAAGGAGAUCCGUAUAAACAUCAAGGAAGUUGUACCUAUACUGAGCCAUAUCUCCUCCUAUUCCAAGGCAAAAGCUCACUUCGUCCUCAAAUGUCCUUGGGGAAACUCUAUACACCACGAGGAAGUCACGAUUUCGGUGGUAGAGUUGAUACAAAGCCUGUUCCUACUCUUGAGCGAUGUCAGGCAGCAAUGGCCCUCAGAGAUGGCUAAGGCCGGCGGAAGUCAGCUUCCCGAUAUCUGGCUUAAUGGAAAUGGCGUCCUCAUCUUUGCGUCAUACCCGGCAAGCUCACACUCUUCGGAACGCCGUGUAGAGUAUGCGCAUGGUCGACUCACACCUACCGAGAUACGCAACCGAGGGUACAGGAUGGCAAUGGCGACCUAUACGACUUAUAAUCACGGAACCUCUGUAGGAAUGCUGUACAAAUGUUGGAUACAAAUACGUGGCCUUCAUUAUCAGGAUAGGGAUAGAAACAGAGUUUGA